Messenger RNA from Anopheles maculipalpis, 1965 nucleotides. RefSeq names its product kappa-type opioid receptor-like. Gene Ontology annotation, molecular function: somatostatin receptor activity; peptide binding. Lineage: Eukaryota; Metazoa; Arthropoda; Insecta; Diptera; Culicidae. Gene Ontology annotation, cellular component: membrane; neuron projection. Gene Ontology annotation, biological process: G protein-coupled receptor signaling pathway. The transcript has a single exon. The record is from RefSeq and is a predicted model, not a curated record. The coding region runs from base 1 to 1965 and encodes 654 amino acids.
AUGGACUGGAACGGCACAACGGCCAGUACCGUUGAUCUGCUAGUGUCCGCCGGCACCGUUGCCCUAUCGACGUUGGCUCCGGGUACAGCCGUACCGCCAGAUCUUGUCUCCUCCUCCUCCUCGUCCUCCUCAUCCGGCACCGCUGCAGGGACCGAUAGUACCAGCAUGACAGUGUCCGCGAGUGAUAUUACGAUAGCGGCAUCCGCUGCCCACUAUCACGGUGGCAUACCGUUUCCUUCCGAGCUGCUAACCUUCCUGCGGCAAACCACCACAAUCGCUUCUUCGUCCGCGUCCGCCCCAUCGAUGCCUUCGCUCGGUGUUACGAACUUUUCCACCUUUCUCAGCAACAUCACACUCCGCGCACUGACAGCAUCGGGUGGUGGUGGUGGCGGCGUUGGUAUCGGUAGCGGUCCCGGUGGUACAAGUUCGGCCGAGUUUACCGCAAAUCUGUCCCGCCGCUUUCCACACCAUCCGUUCUUUAGUACCUUUUUCAAUGAUUCCGCCCUGGACAUAUGUCCCUCGAUCCAGAUGCCGGUGGGGAAUGUGAUUUCGAUGAUACUGUACGCGCUGGUUGCGAUUGUCGGGCUGUUUGGCAACACGCUCGUUAUCUACGUUGUGUUGCGCUUCUCGAAAAUGCAGACGGUUACGAACAUGUACAUCCUGAAUCUGGCCAUUGCGGAUCAGUGCUUCCUGAUCGGCAUACCGUUCCUGAUCACGACGAUGCAUCUGGGCGAGUGGACGUUCGGGAAUGCGAUGUGCAAGGCGUACAUGGUGUCGACCUCGAUCACCCAAUUUACGUCGUCCAUCUUUCUGUUCAUCAUGUCCGCGGAUCGGUACAUUGCGGUGUGCCAUCCCAUCUCGUCACCGCGCUUCCGGACACCGCUCGUGUCGAAGGUGGUGUCGGCGAUCGCGUGGACCGCCUCGGCCCUUAUAAUGCUCCCGGUAAUGCUGUACGCUAACACGAUCGAUCGCGAGAAGGGCAAGAUGUCGUGCAAUAUUAUGUGGCCAUCGGAAACCGGUGCCAACUCUGGCUCUACCUUCACACUGUACUCGCUCAUACUUGGUUUCGCGAUACCGCUUACGCUGAUCCUGAUGUUUUACUAUCUCGUCAUUCGGAAGCUGCGCACGGUUGGACCGAAAUCGAAAUCGAAAGAGAAGAAACGAUCCCACCGGAAGGUGACGAAGCUUGUGCUGACCGUUAUCACCGUGUACGUGCUGUGCUGGUUACCGUACUGGAUUUCACAAGUAGCUCUCAUCAACUCGCCGCCGGACAUUUGCAAAUCGCGGCUAGAGAUCACGGUGUUUGUGCUGGUCAGCUGGCUCGGCUACAGCAACUCCGCCAUGAACCCUAUACUGUACGCCUUUCUGAGUGAUAACUUUAAGAAAAGCUUCCUUAAAGCGUGUACGUGUGCCAAGGGCAAGGAAAUUAACGCACAGCUGCAGAUUGAAAACAGCUUCUUUCCCCGGUUCGUUCGCAACCGUGGCUCCGAGCGGGGUAACUCCACCAAGGUCCUGCAGUCGAACAAUCGGCCCAACAACCGGGCCGGUGUACCAGCAGACGCCCAGGGCAAUCCGCAGCAUCAACAGCAGCAGCAGCAGCAGCAACAGCAGCAACAGCAUCAGCAGCCGCACCAACACCAUCAAUCGAACGACGCGCUAGCAAACAAUGGCAACGUUUGCAAUGGGAACAAUAACAGCUCGCAGGCAGGUACGGCUAAUGGGAAAAGUGCCGGUUACCAGAACGGUGGCAUGAGCUCGGAUCAAAGCUCCAUCGUCCGUGGCUGCGGUCCAUCAACGAGCGUAACAACGAUCCAGUCGUCGUCCGCCCGCCCAUCGGUUGCCGAUCAGCCACCGUCCACCCUAGCACCGAUAGUGCCAAUUUCGAGCCGUGCGCUGGACACCGGGAACGAUGGUUCACCGGCGGCCGGUUACGGUCGGCCACCGGUACUCCACACGGACCUGUAA